Petromyzon marinus (sea lamprey) is the source of this 3756-nucleotide messenger RNA. Lineage: Eukaryota; Metazoa; Chordata; Hyperoartia; Petromyzontiformes; Petromyzontidae. The record is from RefSeq and is a predicted model, not a curated record.
GCAGCCGUGGUAACUGUGUUGACUGGGCAGCCGUGGUCACUGUGUUGACUGGGCAGCCGUGUGCGCGAGUGAGCCGUCUUGUGCUGCACGCAGGCGUCCCACGUCCGGGUGACCUCACGCGGUUUUUGGUUCCGGCGCUCGGCGUUUUGUGUUCCGGGAGCGCGGAACCGCUCAAUGGGUCGGCCGUGACCCUCCCUCCUAGCGUAUAACGACAAAGUUAGACUUUGUGUGCUUCGUUAGGUUCGUUAAGAUCGCGUUUAUAAACAUAGCGACGUACAUCCUGGCAUAAUGGCCUGACGAAGCUGGUGCUUAGUGAUCUCCAGCGGAAAUCUGAAAGUGAUCGCAUCGUAAACUCCGCCUGGGCCGACAACUUGGUUAGCCGCGAGCCUGUUAAGGCUGCAAGGGGAAUCUUUGUGUGUGUGUGUGUCCACAUCAAGGUCCACGCUGCACCGUGAGCCCCUACGCCGAGCGACGCCAAAGCCACGCGCAGCAUGAAGCUCUCCUCGUCGCCCGUGUGGGUGGUGGUGCGGUUUGCUGUCUUCACGAGGGUCGCCACGCUGCUGCUGCAGCUGCCGCUCAACCUGCUGAUCCCCGACCACGACCCGGACGCGUUUGCUCCCCCGUCGUCCGCCCACGAGUCUCCCUUCUCGCGCGCCGUGGAGUGGUCGCUGGGCGGCCUCGCGCGCUGGGACGCCGCCUACUUCCUGUUUGUGGCCGAGCACGGCUACGCCUACGAGCAGAGCGUAGCCUUCUUCCCUCUCUUCCCCGCGCUCGUCAGAACGCUGGCGUUUGUCGGCAUCGGCGACCACGACAAGAGCAACGGCGGCUCCGGCGGCUCCGGCCACCCGGACGUCCGCGGCCGCUUGAUCCUUUCCGCCGUCUGCCUGAACGCCGUCGCGUUCGCGGCGGCGGCGGCCGCCCUCUACGGCCUCGGGGCGGCCGCGCUGCGCGACGAGGCCCUGGCGCUGCGCGCCGCGCUGCUCUUCUGCGCCACGCCGGCCUCCGUCUUCAUGUCGGCCGCCUACUCCGAGAGCCUCUUCGCGUGCCUCUCCUUCGCGGCGGCGCUCGCGCUGGAGCUGCGCCGGCGCGGCACCGGCGUCGCCCUCUUCGCCCUGUCGGCGGCGGCCCGCGCCAACGGCAUCGUGUCGGCCGGGUUCCCCGUGCACCGAGCGCUCGCGCUCUGCGCCGACUCGUGCCGCCGCCGCGGGCGGGCCCGCGCGUCCGACGUCCUCUCGGUCGCGUUGGCGGCGGUCUCGGCGGCGGCCGUCGCCGCCCCGUUCGUCGCCUUCCAGGCCUACGGCCGCGACGUCUUCUGCCGGAGCGGCGACGGCGGCGGCGGCGGCGGCGUCGUCGCGUUCCCCGAGCGCCUCCUGGCGUACGCGCGGAGCAGGGGCUACGCCGUGCGGGGGGCCGCGCGCUCCGCCGAGUCCCCGGCUGAGUACUGCCAUGCCGGCUGGCCGACGCUCUACGGGCACGUCCAGCGGACGCACUGGGACGUGGGCUUCCUGCGCUACUACACGGCUCGCCAGCUGCCCAACUUCGCGCUGGCGGCGCCUAUGGCCGUGCUGGCCGGCGCGGCCGUGUGGAGCUACGCGAGGCGAAACUGGCGGCUGUGCCUGAGGCUUGGGCUCGUGCAGGACGGUGCGGGCAGAGAGGAGGGCAUGGGCCUCCGCUCUGGAUAUUACAGCGCCACGACGUUUGUCUACGUCGCGCACCUCGCAGCGAUGCUGCUGUUUGGCUUGACGUGUAUGCACGUGCAGGUGCUCACGCGCUUCCUGGCCAGCUCCUGCCCGGCGGUUUACUGGUUUGCAGCUCACCUCACGCUCGGGCGGCACCUGGAGCCCGGGGGAGCGAGUCGGCGGCCGAAUCCGUCGCGGGACGACGCCGUUGUCGACGGAACUUCAUCGACGGCGGCGGCGGCGGAUACUACAGCACCGUCGCCGACGACGUCAUCCUCGACGUCAUCCUCAACGUCAUCCACGACGUCAUCCUCGACGUCAUCCUCAACGUCAUCCUCGACGUCAUCCACGACGUCAUCCUCGACGUCAUCGACGGCGCGACCACCGUCGUCGCCAUCGUCAUUCCCGCCCCGCUUGCCGCCGCAUCUCGCGCGUCCAGCGACCUCCGUCGCAAGAAGGCAUCUCGGCCGCGACCCGCCCGCCAACGAGCGCCGCCAGAGGGUCGGGAGCAGGGAGGCGGCCGACUCUCCGCACGCAGCGGCCCCGGACGGGCGAACAGAGCCCGGGGACGUGUACCGCCCGGGGCCGGCCGUGGGUUCCCCGGACGGGCGCCGAAGUUGGGCCGCGAGGCUGGGGGACGGGGCGGCCCGGGCGGCGCUCGGCGCCCUCCCCAGGAACGGCCUCACGGGCGACCUGGCGAGGUGGGGGGAUCUGAGUGCCGCGGCCCGGCUCGUCUACGGAUAUUUCCUUUCCUACGCCCUGCUGGGGGUCGCGCUGCACUGCAACCAGUUUCCUUGGACGUAGCCAAGAGCAGUGAUAGCAAGGCCGGUGACAGUCGCAGCGUCUUUCCCCAGGAGCAGGGAUAACAACACUGGCGAUAGUCAAAAUAAGCGUUUUUUUUAUUUUACCAGGUAAGGCCCGCUGAGCUGUAUAGCUCUUUUUGAGAAGUGACCUGGCCACAAAUGAUAGCUCAGCCAACUGGCUAUUCAUCACGUGGAAAUGUAUAGCAGCAGUCAAAAUUCUCUAUAAACGUGUGAUGUUGAUUAUAAAUGUGGAGGGAAAAAAUCUGAGGACCCAGAGAAAAAUCCACGUGACCACGGGGAGAUAGACAUGCAAACUCCAAAUAUCCAGCAGGUGUCAGGGUCGGCAUCAUACCCACGACCUCCUGUAUACCAUGCGAGGUAGUUAACAUCUCCCCAAAAGCAGUUAAUAACAAUCUAUAGAGAGAACUGCAGAGCCUGGCAACUGCCUUCCAGAUUUGUGGUUCAGCGAUUGAGAGAUGUCAUUUCCAUUCUUAUUUGUAUGAUAAUACAUUUUCUUUAUCCAACACUCUCACCGAGUCUCAAGACUACGUUUCAGGAGAGUCGUGCAUUGGGAUAAUUUGGCAAUUCGAUUUUUUUUUACUUAGAAAAAAAAGAUUGAGUGUUUUUUUUUAACUUUCAUACUUUCAUUUGUUGACUUUCCGUGUGUUUCUUGUAAACAUUUAAUUUGUCUUCGUUUGUGAUAACCAAUCGCGAUGCUAUUGGGUUCCCAAAACAUGCUUCUUGUACAGAAGCUCCACUUCACUCUGCUGGCCGGAUAUGGAACUGCGUCCCUGAUGAACACAUUGUCGGCGAGAUCACCGAUUCCGGUCUUCAGGCCUUCAGAUGCGGAGCACACACACGGGACAUAUCCUUACUUCACCACGCACCCCUUGUAGGGACUGAGCCAUUGAGCUGCAGUGAACCAAUGAUCAUGCCGAUGAGAUGUACUCAUGUCUGAUAUGACUUUUGUUCACAAUUGCACCCAAACAAAAAAAACAACCUGGAUUGCAAUCCAGUAUCUCGGCUCUGAUCGCUCAGCAUGUUUGGCACGGCCAUUAUGAGGCCACGUUCUCAAGUAAUGGUUGCACUUACACUUCACGUACGACUUGAACACAUACUUGUUUCGAGUGUUUUAGGGGAUUUUAAAUUAUUAUUAUUCCCACGCUGUUAAACCAUCUUCUUUGUGAUUUUUGUAUCGGAGUAUCUUAAAAAGAUCUUCUUUAAACAGACUACCGUCUUUACUUUACUCGUGCAAUAAAAGCCAAAGAGUGGAA